Messenger RNA from Uranotaenia lowii, 5116 nucleotides. RefSeq names its product protein madd-4 (gene nolo). Gene Ontology annotation, cellular component: extracellular matrix. Gene Ontology annotation, biological process: extracellular matrix organization. NCBI's taxonomy places the organism in Eukaryota, Metazoa, Arthropoda, Insecta, Diptera, Culicidae. Gene Ontology annotation, molecular function: metalloendopeptidase activity. The record is from RefSeq and is a predicted model, not a curated record. The transcript is spliced from 19 exons. Bases 27 to 4037 code for a protein of 1336 amino acids.
GUAAGUCAACCCUGGUGCCUGAUACGAUGGAUGGAUUUUCGAUCAAUAAUCAAUUAAAAAAUGGUAGACAAUCAAAGUUGAUAAAAAUGGAUUUCAAGGAGAUAUUACUGCUGCUAUGUUUACUGCUAACGUUAGCGAGGGCGUCCCACAAAGAUAGUAAUAGCAAUAAGAACAGUAAAAGUCUGAAUGAAACGCUGAGCUCCUGGGCGCCGUCCGAUGCCGACCCGGAGGAUGAAGACGACGAAGAGGUGCAGGUGAGUAAACGCGCGAAAGCUCAGGGUUGGUCAUCGUGGACCGAAUGGUCAACCUGUUCCCGAUCUUGCGACGGCGGGGUAGCGUACCAGCUGAGGCGGUGUCAUGCGCCUCACGGCUGCAAAGGAGACGCCGUCCGGUACAAGAUAUGCAACAUGCAGCCUUGUCCUGAGCAGCAGGACUUCCGGGCCCAUCAGUGCUCGGCGUACGACGAUGUGCCCUAUGAUGGGGCACUUCUCAAAUGGACGCCCCACUACGACUACUCGGAGCCGUGUGCUCUGACGUGCAGGGGCCGCCCGCAGCAUCUGCUGGAGGACAUGCCGGAUUCGGCCGCAGCCAGUGAAUCCUUCCCGCCGGUCGUCGGAGAUGACGAACCUAGCGUCAUAGUGCAGCUCUCGAAUCGGGUCCAGGAUGGCACCCGGUGUAGGCCCGGGAGCCUAGACAUGUGCAUCCAGGGCAAAUGUCAGCGAGUGGGCUGCGACCUUAAAAUAGGCUCAACGAAGAAAAUCGACGUGUGCGGCGUAUGCGGGGGUGAUGGUACGUCCUGUACCCAACCUUUGUACCAGUGGGAGAUCGCACCGAUGUCCCUAUGUUCCGUCACCUGUGGAGGAGGUUACAAAAUGGCCAUGCCCACAUGCCGGAAUCGGGUCACCGGAGUCGAUGUGGAGGAGUCCCUCUGCAAUGCCUCAUCGAGACCUGAGCCAACCGUGGUUCAAUGCAACACACAUCUUUGCCCACCCAAAUGGGUGACCGACGAUUGGCGUCCCUGUUCGAAGGCGUGCGGGGGUGGCGUCCGGGAGCGGGUCGUCGUCUGUGCCGAGGAGAGCAAUGGCGCCAAAAAUAAAGUCCCAGACGAGGCUUGCCGGGGCGUCCGUCCGAAAAGUCAGGAAACCUGCAACGUCCAGGAGUGCCCCAAGUGGGUCAGCGGCGAGUGGAGCGGGUGCUCGGUAUCUUGCGGAAGUGGAAUUCAAAUUCGCAGCGUCCAGUGCAUAGACUCCGGAGGGCACUUCAGCAAUCUGUGUGAUCACAAGUCGAAACCGUCCACUGGCCAGCAAUGUACGACAGGAAUUGGAUGCAACGGGGAUUUGCUAUCUUCAUCGCCAGGACUAGCUUCAAUAAUUGUCCCGGGAAGUAUAACUUCAGGAUCUUCUGGUGCUUCUGGAUCAAACAACGGAACCGAUGAGGGCCAUGACUAUCCUCAAGAACCGGCAGUUCAUGUUGGGAAAGAGAAAUUCUCAGCUCAUCACGUGGAGAGAGAUCCGACCCUGAUGACUUACAACGAUCAGCCCUACUAUGCGCAGCCCCUCAGACAGGAACGACUAACCAAGUCGGAGAAAGUUUUGUCUCCACGGGUGCCGAGUGAAGCCACUUUCAUCCAGGACACCGAAUGGUCACCGUGCAGUGUCACAUGCGGCGAGGGCAUCCGGCGGAAACCUUUCAGGUGCAAAAUAUUCCUGGAGUUCUCCAAACGGGUGGCCAUUCUAAAUGACAGUCUGUGUCACGCCUACAAACCGCUGGACGAGGUCGAACGCUGUGUCAUGGAACCGUGCUCUUAUCCUCCGAACUUUGAGGAGUCUUAUUUGAAGGACGGUAAUCGACAAAACUUAGAUGGAAUAAAGGUAGCGGCUGCGGUUCCCGGCAAAACGUACUCCUGGCGGGAGGAAGGCUACACCAGCUGUAGUGCGUCCUGUUUGGGUGGAGUUGAGGAGCUGAUCAUCAACUGUGUCCGGGAUGAUACCGGCAAAAUAGUUUCACCCUUUCUCUGUUCACCGGAAACGAAACCGGAAGCUCGGAUACGAACCUGUAACGACAUUCCCUGUCCACCUCGGUGGAACUAUUCCGAGUUCACGCCAUGUUCGAAGUCCUGUGGAUUUGGAAUUCAAACCCGGGAAGUAACCUGCAUUCAUGAGGUUACCCGAGGAGGCGAAAAUACCAUGAUCGUUCCCAACAGCAUGUGCACCACAAAGCCACAACCGGAUCGUCAGUAUUGUAACAUUAUUGAUUGUCCGGUGCGGUGGGAAGUUUCCGAAUGGAGCAAAUGUUCGAAACCUUGUGGUGGAGGCAUCAAGGAACGUCGAGUUGAAUGCAAACAGAUCAUGGCCCAGGAACACAAAGUUGAACGACCAGCAACGAUGUGUCCAAGUAGCAAGCCCCCAGAUAAGAAACCUUGUAACUCGAAAGCCUGCGCCCCGGAAGAUCAGAGACCACCGAUUGCCGGUACCAAUUCAACCUUCAUCCAGCACGAUCCGAAGAAGAACAAAAUCACCCUCAAAAUCGGAGGAGCUGCAACGGUAUUUUUCGGAACACAAAUCAAAAUCAAAUGUCCAGUUAAACGAUUCAAUCGGACCAAGAUUCGGUGGAGCAAGGAUCAAACUCCGUUGACCAAGUCGCGAAAGAUCAAAAUUUCGAAGAAGGGAGCGCUACGGAUAUUGGAUGUCACCUUUAAGGAGAACGGAAUCUACACCUGUCAUGCGGGGUUGAGUCAUGCGGAUUUGAAAUUGACUGUUAAACCGAAACCAGGACUAAGUGAAAACCAAAGCGAGGACAGUGGACGGCAUCGGGAUGGAGGAGAUUUGAAUGCGCUGAGGGAUCACUCAUAUGUGGCUUCUCAGAGCGGGACGGAUGAGAAGGGCGGCCGUCGGAACCGGGAGAAAAUUCGAGGGAAAAAUCGACAGCGCCCAUCGGCCGAUACCGUCCAGAAUGCCGAAAGCAGCGUCAUGGAAGACGAGCAGCUAAUGAGAUCCCACUCGCAAAUGACCGCGUCCGACAGUACGGUCGCUUCGGAUGCGGUUUCUGCGGCCAGUUCCGGCAGCCGGACGAUGCCGAUGCCCCACUUCCAGCAUCUGCUCGCCAGCCUGCAGUUUCUAUGGCCCUUUCAGACCUUCACCAACUCCAAGGGUCAUCAGUGGCUGAUGGAGCAGGAACUUGGCUAUCUGGGCACCGAAAUUGGAGAACUUGCGGAACAGGCGGAACAAGACGAACCGAUGCGUCCCCCCUCGGUGAUCAAUGUUUACGAGCUGCUGAAGAAUGCCAGAGGGAGCCGGGAAUCGGGACAGCAUCAGUUGGAUUCCCAGAACACAACAAACGGAACCGAUGGACACACGGAAGCAAUCGAAUUUGAAUGGAUGACUACGCCCUGGUCUGAGUGCUCACAAACCUGUGGCGCAAACGGAAGUGGAUAUCGGCUCCGGUCGGUCCACUGUAUGGUGAAACUGAUUAAUUCUAGUCACACGGUCGACAAUGGCCUCUGUGAAGACGCCGGACUUCCAAUACCGGAAACGGUCGAAAAGUGCGGCAACAUCGAAUGUCCUCGGUGGAUCAGCACCGAGUGGACUCUCUGUCUGCAAUCGAAGUGCUUUGCGUGGCACACGGCCCUCCAAAAGCGGGAGGUGUUCUGUAAAUUUGGCAACGAAAGCAACAGUGACCGGUGUGAGGAAACGGAGAGACCGGUCACCAAGCAGGAAUGCUACAACGAAAUGUGCAAGGGUGUAUGGCGGGUGGAACCCUGGUCUGAGUGCAAUGCAGCUUGCAGCAGUCAGGGCAUCAAGUACCGAAUACUGCAGUGCGUUUGGUACGGGACGAAAAAACCGGCAGGCAAUGCCUGCAAAGACCAACCGCGACCUGCCGUCAUGAAAGUUUGCAAAGGUCCACCUUGUAUUUCAAGUCUUUCAGAUUGCAAAGACUCGUCAAGGUACUGCAAAAACGUCAAAACUAUGGGCCUGUGUCGUUUACAUCGUUACCAGCAGCAGUGUUGUCGGACUUGUCGGUUUAAUAUUUACAACUAAACAAGCAAUGUAAGCAAAAAACAAACAAACAAACAAAACAUAAAACAUGGAACCAAUGCACAGAUGCAUAGAACUAUUAGAAAACCAGCUGCAAACUCAAGCAGUCGAUCGACGACGCACUUUGGUGCGAAUGGUUUUACAAUAAAGUAAAGGAUACAAUGGCAACCCUGCGUGUUCCCGAUCCUACCUGGUGUAGGUCGAGUGAAGAAUUUAAACUCCCAAGGAAGCUAUAAACGUGUAAUAUAAGCAGAGUUGUAUUUAAUAAAGCUUUCAAAAGCAACACCGGUAAAAUGCCAACUGAUGCUAUUGACAACUGUGUCACUCAAUGUGCUUGAAAAGUACACACUAGCUGUUAAUUACUAAGUAUGGUAAGAUUAAAUCACAAGCUGUAAAUAAUAUAACUCAUGCUGAUACAAGGAUAAAUAAGCCGCUAACGAAAGAGAAGGAGUGCGCUAGGUUAAAUCAUAGGAUAUAAAAUAAUCGAAAAUUUUCAAUUUUGUUUUGACACGAACCGUUUGGACUUUUCAUACUUUCAGAACUUAUUCAAUAAAAUUGCCAAAACCAAAUGAAAUACUCAAAUAAAACUAUUCUCGAGAUCUAAACCCAAAACAAAAAAAAACUACGAAUUGUUCCUCCGAAACGACUCAAAAAACAAACUUUGAAAAUGAAUUAUACUCAAAACAUGCAACUAACGUUCUAGUUUGGAAAUGAAAUGAAAAAUGAUUGAUAAAAAAUAUGAUUAAUAAAAAAAACAAGCAGGAGAAGCUCUUCAAAGAGAAUGCCUUAGUUCAACCUACAAGUUCGUUUCCAAAGAAAGAAAGAAUUAAACGAAAAAAAACAUACACAUUCUGUCAUAGAUUUUUACUAUUCAUACAUCUUUCCCAUUUUACACAGCUAGGAACUAACUCGAAAGGACCCUUAUAUUUUCACUAAAGGAUGCAUUUUUAAAAACAACACAACCCUGAACCUGUAAAAGAAAAACAACGGAAACAAUUAAAAUGAAACGAAGAACCUGCUAUUGGUGCAGUAUUUAAUCCAAAUCAAUCAAUUAAAAGGCAAAACUAAAAUAUAAAAAAAAA